Molecule: messenger RNA, 3229 nt
Organism: Labeo rohita (rohu)
Lineage: Eukaryota; Metazoa; Chordata; Actinopteri; Cypriniformes; Cyprinidae
Gene: fgf4
Product: fibroblast growth factor 4
Exons: 3
Coding region: 335-910 (191 amino acids)
Biological process (GO): cell differentiation; positive regulation of cell population proliferation; regulation of cell migration
Cellular component (GO): cytoplasm
Molecular function (GO): fibroblast growth factor receptor binding; growth factor activity
Source: RefSeq, a predicted model, not a curated record
GCUGCUCCGUCAUGCACUAGGUAGUGUGUGAUGUAAUUUCGCUGCAGAUAUAAAUAUCGUCGACAAGGGAAAAGUAGCAUGGCUGAGCGGGGCUGGAAUUGACGGUCCACAUUUUUCCAACUUUUUGUGUGAAAACAAAACAGCUUGAACACCAGUCUGAAGUGUAGUGUCUUGAGAGGAAACCCACUGAGCGCGACUUCAUGCCGCUCAUUAGGGUUGACCGUAGCUCUGUCCGUGAGUAAGCUGUUUUGUGCGUCUUUUUGGCUCAAAAAUAGAGAAAGACAGUAGUUUGGUGUCUUCAACUCUUUCAGACGCUCACGUACCGCUCAGAAGGAUGAGUGUCCAUUCGGCCCUAUUACCAAUAUUGGUCUUAGGACUUAUGACAAGCUCAGUGCGCUGCACUCCGCUGCCCGGUGGGCAAAACGGACCCGUGGAGCGACGCUGGGAGACCCUCUACUCGCGUUCUCUAGCCCGAAUCCCCGGGGAAAAAAGAGAUAUCAGCCGGGACAGUGAUUAUCUCACGGGCAUUAAAAGACUGAGACGUCUCUACUGCAAUGUUGGCAUUGGGUUUCAUCUCCAAGUAUUACCGGACGGUAGAAUUACCGGCGUGCACAACGAAAACCGUUACAGUCUUCUUGAGAUAUCUCCGGUGGAGAGGGGAGUUGUGACACUGUUUGGCGUCCGGAGCGGGCUAUUCGUGGCCAUGAACAGCAAAGGGAAGCUUUUCGGAUCUGUGCAGUUCACAGAUGAAUGCAAAUUCAAAGAAAAGCUCCUUGCAAAUAAUUACAACGCGUACGAAUCGCUGGCACAUCCCGGGAUGUACAUCGGACUAAGUAAGACUGGCAAAACAAAAAAAGGAAAUCGAGUAUCGACCUCCAUGACGGUGACACAUUUCUUGCCUAGAAUUUGAGCUCAUCUGAAGGGGAGGAACGACGAUGCACUUUCUACAAGAAGUUACAUGUGAGGUUAAGUGUAUCGUGUCAUGUAUGUAUAUAUUAGUCUAUUUAUAUCUGUUGAUUUUAUAUUCAUCACAACGUCCUCUUUCCGAGGUGGAAGACAACAAUUAAUUUAUUUGUUAUUUGUUAAUUUAUCCUCAUUGCUGCUACCACGUGUUCAUAUACAAGUGAAAUUCCUACAAUGUACAUUUUUUUGCACUGUUUGUGUUGUUCUAAAGCAACGGUUUUGGAGAGGUAGUCAGUGUAGACGCCAUAUAUAUUUUCUCGCGAAUGAAAACAAGGUCUCUAAUUUUCAAAACACAUGUUUUCCAGUCGGUUUGUGGAAAGAUACAUUUCAAUUUUGCGUCUGCUGAAGAUCAACACUGGGAAACCCUAUCCCUCGCGGCCUCGUUCUCCAUCGCGAAAAAUUAAAGAUGGCGUCUACGCUGACUAAGGUUCAUUUGUCCUUCGUUGGAAAGAAUAUGAAAGUCUUAGAUCAAGCCUCCAAUCGUUAAGGUGUAUCAGCCCCCAUAGUAUUAGCACUGGAGCAAUUGUCCAAUGUCUGAGCUCCUUUGUGCGGAGCUCGGAUCUAACUGAAGCAGUAUCGGCUUACUCUAGCUUACUGAAGUUCUACCCCUUCAAAUCUGUUUUUAGCUCUGCCGGGGGGGUUGAACUUUGAACUUAUCCGCAGUCAAUCUUUGUCACAUCUCUAAGGCUCUGGAUAGGGGAGAGAUAGCUUCUUUAACAUACAGACAUGAAUUUAAAAACUCAAAGGCAUUGCAAUGCAGAUACUGUACCCGGAGCCCCUUUAAAAAGACAUACUGUACAAUGCCAAGUUCAAGUCAGUCUUUGCAGGGCGUCUGUGGGGAAAUCAGUCAUGUUAAAGAUCUUUAAAGUAUUCGAAGAAAUGAUCAGAAACAGAAAUGACAGUGUUGUGUGUAAGUGAACGAAGAGUUAAUGUAAAAACAACGUCCACAGUGAGUUACGAGGAGGCAUAUUGCCCACUUUUUUUUGUCGUUUUCUACCUCAUGCAGUUUCCAACUGACAGUUUCCUACUUUGAAAAUCAGCUGACAUAGAAUGUUUAGUUCUAAGUUGCUCUUCUGAGUCUUCUGAGGCUACUGCUACUCUGUGAAGUUCUGGCGGCCAUUGCGUCCUAGUUGCGCCUUGUCACGUUUGAGCUAUCUUUACCCUGUGAUUUACUUUUAGAAAGGAUAAUCAUGUUGGAAAUAUUUGCAGACAGCUGUUAGACUAUACUAUAUGCUCAAGCAGUAACCCUAUAUUUUUCUUUAUAUAUUUUGUAAAUGUAAUAUGGUGCAAAACUGAGAAGCUGCUUUAAACCUGGUAUAUGAUGUUAGUAAAAUAAAUAUUAAGAUAUGAUGCAUUCAUGCAGGGAUAAACAAGCUUUCCAUCUUGGACCUUCAAAAGCAUAUAUUCGAGAGAUAUUAUCUUUAAAAAAGCAUUCCUUACGGCUGCAGGCCUGCAGGUACACUUAACUGAAAGGAACUAAAAAUGUACCUUAACUGAAAAUGGACGAAUAGUCCUUUUAAGAACGUGGUUAAAAAUGACAAUUUUGAAGCUAAACUGACCGAUUGACCUCAAAAGCACGAACACAUUCGCAUUGUUUUAUUUAGUGUAAUCUCAAAGCCGUGGUAUUUCAAACUGUUACGUGUCCAAAUUCGUUCUAUUUUUUUUCUUACAAAGCCCUGCCUGGAUGUGCACAUCAAUUAGUUUCAGUCGAUGACUCUGAGCUACCUGAGCUAAUGCUGGAGGAGGGAGGGGUUGUCCGUGUUUCUCUUUUACACAGCUGUGCCAAACCUCUUUCCAAAUGGACAUGAUUUGCAUCAGUGUGGAUGUUGUUUACAAUAGACCGAAUGGCCACUGAAGGCAAAUUGUUCCUUUGACCGUCAUUGCAAUGUAGAACUGACACAAAGCAUUGGUCUUGAUUUGUUUAACCAAAAAAAAUGCCAUAAUGAGCAGGCAUGACCUAGUAGCCUGCGAUUAGCGAGAACUGAACAUCGCACAAACCGUCACUCCAAUACAAUGUUUUUUGAUGUGUUUAUGAACAGGGAUACAUGCGGUGUAUUGAAAUAAACUAUAUCUUAUUUCUCUGUCAAUUCCCAUACGGCUUAUCCAUGAACCGCCAGUUGUGUUUGCAUCCAUGGCAGAGCUCUAGUAAAUGGGCCGACGUCUGAGUCCUGUAGUAGUGCGCUCUGAAUCCUGUUUUACCAAAUAUUGUCUGUAGUUUUAUACAGGUCUUGUUAAAUAUUGUGAUGUAUGUGCUGUGCACAUGAUG